Messenger RNA from Pistacia vera, 938 nucleotides. Its product is annotated as senescence associated gene 20. Lineage: Eukaryota; Viridiplantae; Streptophyta; Magnoliopsida; Sapindales; Anacardiaceae. The record is from RefSeq and is a predicted model, not a curated record. The transcript has a single exon. Bases 281 to 610 code for a protein of 109 amino acids.
CCCGAAUAAACCCUCACCGGUUCCUCCUGGUUACCCAAUCUCAUUUUCCAAAUCUUUGUUUUCGUUUUCGUUUUCUCUGUUUCCGUUUUCUGUGUCUCUGUUUUCGUUUUCUGAACUGGCUAACUCUCAGGAAGAAACUCUGGCAGAUUUCAAACUCGAGAAUCCACACGUGGUUCUUGCGCUCUAUGAUGCCUUAAGCGCAGGUGACGUACAAACGGUUCACAAGAUUCUAGCUCCUGACCUCGAGUGGUGGUUCCAUGGCCCGCCGACUCACCAGUUUAUGAUGCACCUUCUCACUGGCGCUUCAUCACCGUCUGAUCCUUCCUUCGAAUUCAAACCCCUUUCCAUCACCUCCUUCGGGAACGUUGUUAUCGCCGAGGGCUGUGAUCACAGCCGUCAAAUCUCCUGGGUCCACGCCUGGACCGUCACUGAUGGGAUAAUUACUCAAGUGAGAGAAUAUUUCAACACUUCUCUUACUGUUACUCGCCUUGGAAACGCACUGGCAAAAUCCACGGUGGAGAUUAAUCCCGUGCAUUGCCCGUCCGUUUGGGAGAGUAGCUUCUCCAAUCUGGCCGGAAAAUCUGUUCCGGGUCUGGUUCUUGCACUAUAAUUAAUUAAUCAAAGGCCUUAAAAACGACUCUUUGUGUGAUCAGGUGCAGCCGUAAAUAGGAUAAUAUUGUGGAAUAAAUAAAAGACUGCACGUGUGUCGGUUUCUGAUUGGACAGAGAGAUGUGAGUAACUAAGGCCCCUGUUCGCGAGGAGUGGUUUGCUUGCUUUUCUGUUUCAGUUUCUGUCUUUGCUGUUUGUUUGUUUCAUUGUUUUCAGGUGUGGUUUGAUGGGUCGAGUUAGACCCGUUUGGUUAGAUCCGAAUUUGUAUGUUAAUUGGUACUUUGAUCGUGUAAUAAAGAUGGGAUUAUUUAAUAAUUUUGUUUCAAUUA